Striga hermonthica is the source of this 1397-nucleotide messenger RNA. NCBI's taxonomy places the organism in Eukaryota, Viridiplantae, Streptophyta, Magnoliopsida, Lamiales, Orobanchaceae. The record is from the annotation of a GenBank genome assembly.
UUGGCCAAGAAGAUGAACAAGUUGGUGAGAGUGUAGAACAACAAAAUGAGGGGGCAGAACAAGAUUCUGAGGGGACAGACCAUCAUUUUGGAGAUUCAGAGGAUUCACAGGAUUCAGAGUAUGAACCUGAAGAAAGUAGUGGUGACUCUUCUGAAUUAUCUGAAUGGGAAUUGGAGGAUCCAGAAGGCCCUGAUGAUGAUGACAUUUUCCAGCAGAGGGGUCAUGAUCAUGCUAAGAAGAUACACAAGAGGGCAAGAGAAUGGGUGAAACUAAGAAGAAAGCAGAAGAAAAAAGCAAGAGAAGAAGCUGCAGGUUUGAAAAGGUCUAGAGGAGAAGAUUGGUACAGUGAGGCUGAGGAUGAUGACAACUGCUUUGAAGAGACUGAUGAAUGGAAUGAUAGUAGUGAUAUGUCAAGGUUUGAGCUGAAAUUUGGUCAAAAAUUUCCAUGCAGAGCAAAAUUCAAGGAUGUCAUCAGAGAUUGGUCUGUUAGAAAAGGAUAUGAUUUGAUGUUUCCCAAGAAUGAAGCCAAGCUCAUCGCAGCACAAUGCAAAAGUGGGUGUGACUGGUCUUUGAGGGCCUCAGUUAUUGGAGGUUUGUCCACAUUUCAGAUCAAAACUUUAAAAGGAAAGCACACAUGCUCUUACAGGACAGAGAACACACAGGCUGACUACAAAUAUCUUGGGAAAAGAAUGUUAGAUACUCUGAGGGACAAUCCUGGUGAGACUUUGGUAAGUCUGAAAAAUAAAAUCAAGAGGCAUUGUGGGGUAGAUGUCAGUAUGCACAAGGUCUACAGAGGCAAGGUGUAUGCCCUUUCUCUGUUGAAGGUUGACUAUGGGGAACAGUGUAAGAGGCUAUAUGACUACUGUUCUACAGUAGUCAAGUACAAUCCUGGUAGUUCUCUAAUACUGAAGGUGAACAAUGACUUCUCAUGUCCAAAGUUCAUGAGGAUGUAUGUUUGUUUAUCUGCAAUGAGACAGGCAUUUUUGACUGGCUGUAGGCCAAUUAUAGGACUGGAUGGAUGUUUUCUGAAGACAGUUCAUGGUGGUCAACUUCUUUCAGCAGUUGGUAGGGAUGGCAAUGACAAUAUGCUACCAAUAGCAAUGGCAUAUGUUGAAAUUGAGAAGACAGAUUCUUGGAGGUGGUUCCUUGAAAGACUACUAAGAGAUGUAGAUCCAUACAGGGAGAGAAAGUGGACUUUUGUUUCAAAUAGACAGAAGGGUUUGCUUGAAGCUGUGAGUGAAAUUGAGGGGGCAGAGCACAGAUAUUGUUUGAAGCACAUGUACAAUAAUUUCAAGCAGAAGUGGGGGGAUUUAGAAUUGAGGAAAUGGUUUUGGAAGGCAGCCAGCACAUACAAUGUCAAGGAGCACCUCAGAUGCAUGAGUCAGAUCCAAAAGCUU